AUGGAGAUUCACCCGUCAGAUGUUCUGAAGAGCCUCGGGGACGUUCCAGCAGCCGUCUCCAAACACUGCAUCUACCCGGCGCUGGUGGGCUGCUCCGCCCCCGUGGAGGCGGUGCUGCCUCAGAUCUCCAACAUGUGGUCUCGAGGCUUCGGCCAGCUGGUCCGGGCCAGAAACAUCAAGACGGUGGGCGACCUGAGCGCUCUGACCCCCGCCGAGGUCAAGACCCUGCCCAUCCGCUCCCCCAAGAUCUCCAACGUCAAGAAGGCGCUCCAGACCUACGAGCAGCAGAGGAAAGGACGCGGCGGCGACGAGCUGAAGAGCUUCGACGAGACGGAGAGGAUGACGUCUGAGGUGGAGGAAACGAGCGCUCCCCAGACCGCCGACGAGGACGACAAGACCACCGGAGAGACUCUGGCCACGGAGCUGCCGGACGAGGUCGUCGCGGAGCCGCAGGAGGCCCGGGGACUCCCGGAGGUCCCGGAGGCCCCCCUGCUGUCGGAGCUGCAGGCGCUGUGCUGCAGGGCGAGCCCGGCGGCGCUCGGCCGCUGCUCGCCGCGGGAGCUGGUCGACGCCCACCAGCUGCUGGGAGGCCUGAUGAGCAGCGUGGUGAGGGAGCUGGAGAGCCGGGUCGGCCGGGCAGAGGGGGCGGGGCCUGUGCCUUAG
Molecule: messenger RNA, 663 nt
Organism: Salarias fasciatus (jewelled blenny)
Lineage: Eukaryota; Metazoa; Chordata; Actinopteri; Blenniiformes; Blenniidae
Product: telomere-associated protein RIF1-like
Exons: 5
Coding region: 1-663 (220 amino acids)
Biological process (GO): telomere maintenance
Cellular component (GO): chromosome, telomeric repeat region; nucleus
Source: RefSeq, a predicted model, not a curated record